Messenger RNA from Olea europaea var. sylvestris, 2632 nucleotides. Its product is annotated as protein ARABIDILLO 1. The annotation marks the transcript as partial. The record is from RefSeq and is a predicted model, not a curated record. The transcript has 3 exons. Gene Ontology annotation, molecular function: protein binding. NCBI's taxonomy places the organism in Eukaryota, Viridiplantae, Streptophyta, Magnoliopsida, Lamiales, Oleaceae.
GUUGCUCUUGCACGUUCCUGCUCAAAUGCUUCUCACAGCCUUCAGGAGAGGGCUGCUGGUGCUCUGUGGGGAUUAUCUGUGUCAGAAGCAAAUAGCAUUGCCAUUGGACAAGAAGGAGGCGUGGCACCACUAAUAGCACUGGCACGAUCAGAUGCUGAGGAUGUCCAUGAGACAGCUGCUGGGGCUCUUUGGAAUCUUGCUUUCAAUUCUGAUAAUGCUCUCCGUAUAGUAGAGGAAGGUGGGGUUCCUGCCCUGGUUUCUCUUUGUUCUUCCUCUGUAUCAAAAAUGGCCCGCUUCAUGUCAGCUCUGGCUUUGGCAUACAUGUUUGAUGGAAGGUACUUAAAAUCUUCUGAAUCCAGAUACAAGUAUAUAAUAGUCUUUUCUCCUCUAUUCUUUCCAUGUUCCCCUUUUUCUUGGAAUGAAAGUAUGCUGCACUAGGAAAAUGAAUUUGCUGCAAGGAAGUAUCAUAAUUUUUAUCACAAUUGGACCUAGGAUGUUUAAGGGUGGCUGGCCUUAGUUAUAUCUAUAUAUUAUCACUAAACUUGUUUUUUUUAAUAGUGAAUUCUGAAACAAAUAAAGCAGUAUCUCUUUUGGCUUUUCCUUUUAUUGUUCUUUUUAUGAUGACAUUGUUAGUAAGUUAAGCCUAGGCUUUGUAUAAAGGAAAACACCCUAUGAAAUGUUUCUUAUUUUAUUUAUCGUCUUAAACUGAUUGGUCUGCUUUAUUAAAGGUCAGUAGGUAACGAAUUUAGAUCUCACCAGAAAAAUAACGGAGGUUCUUCUAACUUUAAUGUGAUGGUGUGUAAUUGGUACCUGCACAUAAGUUUCCGCAGCUUCUUUUAGAAUUUGAGCAGAGCAAGUAUAAUCACCAAUUUAGUCUCAUCGGUCUGUAGUUCGCUUUUUAACAAGGAGUGAGGUCAUUUACCUGAUUAUAUUUUGUUUAAAAUCACAUAAAAUGCUCAUAAUGAAUGCUUGGUCCAAGUAUCCUGAUGCUGGAACUGGAAAAACCUCGUUCUUUGCCUUGAAAUGGAAGUAAGUUUUAUUCUUAAUGAUCACUUUUCAGUAUAAAUCGUUUAAAUUUACUGGCCCAUGUAUGUCAAUAAGAGGUCACAACAAUGAUGUAUUUGACCAUGGAUGCACAGCUUCGUAUGUUGGAAGAAGCAAUACUUUAUAAUAAAAUCAGUAUACCAGAGAGGUAAAAGGUAUUUCAGCCGAGAUUUAAGUUAUUUUCUGACAAAGUAUUUCUGGAAUUAUUUAACUAUCAUCUGAUACUUAAACAAAUAUGGUGUAUGAGAGAAUAUUGUCUUCUCCGUGAUUAAUGUUUAUAUCUGAAGAAUACAAUACACUAGCUACCUCGGAAAAUCCCCUAUGGCCCUUUCCCAUACUUUUACUAUUACUCCAUAGUCAGUUUAUUUAGACUUUAUCUUCCUAUAUAACUAUGAAUGCUAUGGAUACCCAGAACCAGUUCUCACCUUCAGUCUGAACUUGUAGAACUCCGAUAGAUAUUCUUCUCUCUGGGUUUAUGCUUAUCGAAAUUGUUGACCGGCAAAAUAAUGUUUAAUUCCAAUAUCCGUUGUGCUGCUGCUGCUGCUUUUCAGGGUCUAAAACUAUGUUAUGUAUCUAAGUCUAUUUAAUGAUAUGGAACAUACGUAUCACGUGGUUUUUAAUUAAUUAAUAAUUUUGAACAUAUAAAUCAUGCAGUUUUUAGUUCACUAUUCACAAGGAAUCUUCUGUAGGAAAGACAAAACUGAAGGAAUGCAUGGAGAGGAUGAAAGAACAGUAAAAGAGAAGUUUCUUAUUUUAAGAGAAGUGUUUGAACAAAUAUAGUUCAAUUUUAGCUCUUUUCAUCUUUGAUUGUGAGAAGCUGACUUCUUUUCAUACAGCAAUAGAACAUGAUCUUAUUUUAGUCAUAUUUUGGUCUGUUCAAGCUUAUCAUCCACUUUUUGGAAACAUAGUUAAAAGACAGAGCUACAUGAUCGCUACUUAAUGGAAGAAAUUGCAGCAUAACUGGAAUUGAACGUUAGGAAUAGUUUAGUACAGUGAAAAUAAGAGAACGAAUUAUCUUUAAAGAUGAUCUGGGAAUUUAACAUGAUAGUAGAGCUACGUGGAUUCUUGGUUCAAAUCUCAAAUUCCUUACGAGCACAACGUGUGCAAAAAUAUAAACCAACAGAUUACUAGUAACCUUUCUAAUAGCUUAAUAUAGAUGAGCUGGUAAUUCAACAUUCAUGGAUAAAGAGAUUUGCAUUCAAUCCUCAGUUCUCCUUACGCAGUCUCCUCCAAGUACAGUACUGAACUAGUAGAUACAUUGAUUAUGCUUGUAGAACUUUAUGUAAAUACUGGAAGCUUUGCAACAUUUGAUUUAUCACAAUUCUAUAGAUUCCAUCUCCUAUAUUCCCUGGGAAUUCAUUAGAGGAAUGUUUCUAACUGUUGUUCCUUGCAUGGCCUUUGAGGGCUUGAGCAACGAGCUUGUUCCAAAUAGAAGUAUCCAUUUAUCAGGAAAUAGGCUUAGUUUAUUGUAGUUGCUACGUAUUUUUUUCAUCAGUAAAAGGUGGAGCUCUAUGAUGAUUUUUGUCGAUUAUUAUUGUGAGAUUAAGCCCCCGUUUGGCCCUCAUUCUUAGCUAAUUUUAAUGGAUGG